AUGUUUCAAAGAGGAAAAAGUGCUGCGCAACAGCCCUCGCUGUUUGACAUCAGAAAUACCGUGUUGAUCAAAGGAACAGAGUAUGAAGCGCCAUCUGUGCUUUUAACUGGCCAUUUGGUAUUUUCGCUACCAGAAGCUACCAGAGUGAAAGCCGUGGGGCUUGAACUUACUGGGACUUUCAAACUGGACUUCAUGGAGUCUGUCACUGAUCACAGGAAGGUUAUUGCUAAUAUACCCGUAAAGGCUGAAGCUACGGUGUUUAGAUGCAGUUGGGAUAACCUGUUGGUACAAGAGAAAGGCUCAAUCAAGACCGGUGAUUACGGCCACCCAGUGGUCAUAUCUGAUAAUGCCUUAGUAAGGCAUGUGACUUCUGCGUUGAACGAGUUAUUGGUGAGCCAAGAAUCACCGGGCUAUUCUCCCAGUCAAACAGGGCAUCAACCCGGGAACCACUCACCAGGUCAAAGAUUGAGUUCCCCGAAGCCCAGGUUACGCAGGUCCAAUGCGCCUACUCUGUUACAACUCCCACCAAGCGUGAUGUCUGGUAGUACGCCUUUUGAAGGCGUUUCUACCCCUACUGGUGGAGUUUCCUUUAACCUUCCUGCAGAUAACUAUUCGUUGCCAUUUUCGUGUGUUUUGCCAGGAAAUGUCCCCGAGACUGUAGAGGGACUCCAAUCUGGCUCGUUGCUUUACAAACUAGACGCUGUUAUAGAUAAAGGAAAGCAUCAGUUUAAAAGAUCCAAAUACAUCCGGAUCUUCAGAACUCCAUCACCAUCCGACGCUUUACUCUCGGACGAUUGCAGCAUCGAGAACACUUGGAGCGGAAAAGUUCAGUACCAGGUUCGACUACCACGCAAGGCGCUUCCCAUAGGUGGAACAGCCAAAAUUGAAAUUCUGAUAAUUCCCCUGAGCAAAGGCCUGAAGCUGGGAAAGAUAACCUGCUGUGUUCAGCAGCAGUGCGAGCUCAAAGGAGCAAACGGUAGGGUUUACAAUUACGAUAGCACCAUCUACGAAAGCGACUUCCCCAGCAUCCCAGCCGAGUCGCUAUCUGAAGAUAGAUGGGCUCUGGAGGGUCUCAUACAAUUACCUCCAAAUCUAAAACAAUGCACCCAGGAUUGUCGGUUGAAAAAUGACAUAAUUAUAGUCAAACACAGACUUCUUGUCACCGUUAAGAUUAUCAAUCCGGAUGGUCAUUUUAGCGAAGUCCGUUCAAAAUUGCCAGUGGUUUUAUAUGUGACCUCCAAGGUUCCGGUGGAAGCCCGGUCUGUUGCUGCAGAUAAUGAUGGAGUUAUCCAUUUUAGACCCGGAUUUCAACCCCUUUUUGAGCCUGUUGGCAGUGGAAGCCAUUCUGGCCAUGGUGAUAUCUCAACCACUGUUUCUCCAGCAUCACCAACCCCAGCUCAAAUUCACACAGUUAGGGACGAGGACGCAGGAGAAACUCCAGAAGGCAGCAUGGGAAUUUACGAAAAUGACGAUGAUCCAGUCCUACCUGCCUAUGACGCAAGUUCUAGAGAUCCGUUGUUCAGCCCUUCUGCAGAGGACAGUUCUGGGCACGUUUCUCCAUUUUUCGGUUCAGCAAGCAAUAAUGCCAGCGGAUUCUCCAGUCCUGCCAUGCAAUAUCUUUCGAGAGUAAAUUCAGCUUCUAACCUUGCCGGAGGACAAGGAUCUGGGUCUGGUUCCGGCUCUUUGUUCCCAUUGAUGAUGUCUGUUCUGCCGUCAUAUGAUAGUGCGGCGGACGAAGAUGUCACCAACAUAGAUUUGGCUCCACCAUAUCAGGACACUUCGAAAGUUUCCGAAACUGAAUCCAGCAGUUCUGGAGACUCAUACGCAAACUUUCCCCAGAACACUUCAAUCUUGCCUGGUGCUUCGUCUCAGAGCCAAAGUCGUUCAAGACCAUUUUUACUGGGAAGACAUAGUAAUUCGAGCUUGAAGAACCUGGGUUCUAACAAGCCACUGUUGUCGCGCGCAUUUUCCUCGGGGUCUCUGAGCGGCAGCAGGCCAUCUACGCCAUCCAUGAGCAUAGCAGAGCGAUUAACUAAGAGGUCUUGA
Molecule: messenger RNA, 2046 nt
Organism: Kuraishia capsulata CBS 1993
Lineage: Eukaryota; Fungi; Ascomycota; Pichiomycetes; Pichiales; Pichiaceae
Exons: 2
Coding region: 1-2046 (681 amino acids)
Biological process (GO): ubiquitin-dependent endocytosis
Cellular component (GO): plasma membrane; cytosol; cytoplasm
Molecular function (GO): protein-macromolecule adaptor activity; ubiquitin protein ligase binding
Source: RefSeq, a predicted model, not a curated record